AUGUCCCACCGUGCAUUACGUAACUGUCGCUUGCGUGUGACGUCACAAGAAUGUUCAGGAAGGCGUUCAGUGUUGCGUCAGUGUUGAACGCGCGUCUCAGAGGUGAAUUAGACAACAAACCGAGCGAUCAACAGCGAUGUUUCUUUCACGUGUGUCGUGUUUGCGGAGCGUCUCUGUGGCCGGUGUCCGGUCAGUUCUGUGUCCGAGUCCCGCCGGACUCAUGAAGAGCUGCUCACCCGUGAUGAGGCCACAGCAGGGGUUUUCCUCCAAAGCCAGAUUUGGAUUCAGACGAAGCAAGACUUCCAAAGAACAGUUUCAGGAUGCAGCGUUUCAACCUGCUACAGACACAGCUAUUAAAAUUGACAACAUGGGCAGAUUGAUUGUGGCAGGAGGUGCGGCGGUUGGAUUGGGAGCUUUGUGUUAUUAUGGACUCGGAAUGUCGAAUGAGAUGGGAGCCAUCGAGAAAGCCGUCAUCUGGCCGCAGUACGUGAAGGAGAGAAUUCAUUCCACAUACAUGUAUUUCGCAGGCAGCGUGGGACUGACGGCGCUCUCCGCUGUAGCCGUUAGCAGAACGCCAGCGCUCAUGGGACUCAUGAUGAGGGGAUCCUGGCUGGCAAUUGGGGCAACGUUUGCUGCCAUGAUCGGUGCAGGAAUGUUGGUGAGGUCAAUCUCGUACGAGCACAGUCCUCUGCCGAAACACCUGGCCUGGGCGCUACAUGCAGGUGUCAUGGGAGCCGUUAUUGCUCCAUUAACUCUCUUGGGCGGCCCACUGAUGAUUCGAGCAGCCUGGUACACAGCAGGCAUUGUGGGCGGUUUGUCGACCGUGGCCAUUUGCGCACCCAGCGAGAAGUUUCUCAGCAUGGGUGGUCCACUCGCUGUGGGCUUCGGCGUGGUGUUUGCCUCUUCUCUGGGCUCCAUGUUCCUGCCACCCACCUCAGCGCUAGGUGCCGGUCUGUACUCAGUGGCGGUUUAUGGAGGUCUGGUUCUGUUCAGCAUGUUCCUGCUGUAUGACACGCAGAAAGUCAUCAAGCGCGCGGAGACGCAUCCUCUGUACGGUGUUCAGAAAUACGACCCCAUUAACGCAUGUAUGGGCAUCUACAUGGACACUCUAAACAUCUUCAUGCGACUGGUGAUGAUUCUCGCCAACGGCGGCGGAAACAGAAAGAAGUAAACAUCAGCAGACAUCGAGACAUUAGACUGUUCUUGUGGGAAACAUCAAGAAGAAAAUAUAGCUGCAUUUAGUUGUUUAAAAGCAGUAAAAACAUUCAGUUUGCUCUCAGCUCAAUUACAUGUUUAACCCAUCAGACAGUAAAAAAACUUAUUAUUAUGAAGGUGAAUGCAGAUCCGCCUAAUUCCACAUGUUGUGUAAUUAUAAAGAAUAUUUGUGUUUUGUUUAUUUGACUAAUAAGCAUUUAGCUCAGUACAGACUCAAGUUAUUGCAGAAAGUGAAGCUACUGAAGUCUGUUCUGGAUCUGUGUGUUGCAUUUGUUUUACAAGAGAACGCUUGUGUCACACAUAUUCUGGUAUUCCUGCAGUUUCGCAUUUAUGGUUCAAUAAACUUUAUUUGCAUCUUCACUUA
Molecule: messenger RNA, 1579 nt
Organism: Myxocyprinus asiaticus (Chinese sucker)
Lineage: Eukaryota; Metazoa; Chordata; Actinopteri; Cypriniformes; Catostomidae
Gene: ghitm
Product: growth hormone inducible transmembrane protein
Exons: 9
Coding region: 137-1171 (344 amino acids)
Cellular component (GO): mitochondrial inner membrane
Source: RefSeq, a predicted model, not a curated record